This is a messenger RNA of Oryza sativa Japonica Group (Japanese rice), 1994 nucleotides long. Its product is annotated as UPF0481 protein At3g47200. Lineage: Eukaryota; Viridiplantae; Streptophyta; Magnoliopsida; Poales; Poaceae. The record is from RefSeq and is a predicted model, not a curated record.
UCCUUGCCCACACAUUCCUUUCCCUUGUACCCUCCCAUGCAUGUAGGACAGUAGGAGUAGCUAUAUAUAAGGCUCGACCACGCACGCCGUGUCUGAGACCAACCAUGGAGCAUACCAACCUGCCGAGCCAUGGCGCCCAAGCCGCCGAAGCAGAAGCACUCGCCGCCGCCGCCGACCUCGAGCAAGGCCUCACCCGCCACCUCAUGGAAUACCACCAGAGCGAGGCGUCGUCGGACGAGAGCGCCAGGCAGCGGCCCCGCGUCGGCCGCGUCCCGCCGCACGUCCGCAACCUGGACGGCGGCGCCGAGGCGUACACCCCAAAGUUCGUCUCCAUCGGCCCCAUCCACCACGCCGACGCCACGCUCCGCCGCCACAGCCACGACCUCAAGGUGGCGUACCUCCACGCCCUCAUCGCGCGCCGCACCCCGGACCCCAUCGACGAGGUCGCCGUCCUCGCCGCGCUGAUCGGCUACAAGGCCGGCGUGGCGGCGGUGGAGGACCGGGCGCGCAGGUUCUACAAGGAGCCCGUGGACGAACACCUCACCGCCGAGGCGUUCGUCGACCUGCUGGUGCUCGACGCCGCCUUCCUCCUCGAGCACAUGCUCAACCUCGCCACGGGGUACGAGGACCCGCUGCUCCACCGCACCCACUGGGCGCCGUCGCAGCUGCACUCCGACCUCAUCCGCUUCGAGAACCAGGUCCCGUUCUUCGUCGUCGCCGAGCUGCUCGCGCUCUCGCCGCUGCACCGCGACCCGGAGCUGGAGGCGUGCCGCUCCGGCCGCCGCGACUUCCUCCGCAGCAUCGGCGUGCACUGCCUCCUCCGCAAGGACGACGAGGAGCUCAAGACGCUGCCGCCGAGCGACGACAUCCACCACCUGCUCCACCUCUACAGCCUGUCGCUGACGGAGGCGCGGCUGCGGCGGCCGCACGCGCACGCCGGGCUGGGCGCCACGGCGUGGCGCGCGCUCUGGAAGCUCCCCAUCGUGACGCUCAUGCCGUUCGCCUACCUGCUGUGCUCCGGUGGCGCCGACGACGGCAAGGGGGAGGAGGAGGACGAGGCGGCGGCGGUGAAGCUGCCGAACAUCCCGAGCGCGACGGACCUGCAGAGGGUGGGGAUCAAGUUCAAGCGGGCGCCGAGGAAGCCCGACGGCGGGUUCCUGGACGUGCGGCUGGAGGACGGCGACACGCUGGUGAUCCCCAUGGUGAACAUCGAGCAGUUCACGGCGCCGCAGCUGCAGAACCUCAUCGCGCUGGAGCAGGCCACGCCGGAGCUCCCCGACGACUGCUCCUGCUACGCCUUCUUCAUGGACAACCUCGUCGCCAACCCGGCCGACGUCGCGCUGCUCGAGUCCGAGGGCAUCCUCAAGAGCAACCUCGGCAGCCACAAGGCGGUGGUGACCUACUUCAACAAGCUGUGCAAGGGGAACAAGCUGGAGGUGGAAGGCAACUACCUGCGGUCCGUGUUCGAGGCGCUGAUGGAGCGCAACAGGAACCCCAUGUACGCCUGGAUCCGCACCCUGAGGAAGAAGUACUUCAGCUCGCCGUGGGGGAUCAUCGCCAUGGUCGUCACCCUCUUUGUCUUCGCCUCCACCGUCCUGCAGACCUACAUCUCCAUCGUCCAGUACUACUUCGCCAACAAUGGCGAUUACUAGCUAGCUAGCUGCCGGCCUACGCGUAUAUACGUACUGCAUUUGCAUUAUUAUUGUUAUUAUUGCCUUCGGAUCGGAUUGAUUACGAGACCAUCAGCUUGCAUGCAUGACGCAUCGAUCGAGAGCGAGAGCGGGGCCAUCGAUCAGAGUGGUGUGCUGCUGCUAGCUAAUUAAGCUGUUUUUGAGUGCACAUGCAAGCAUGUAUACCUUGUUUGUGAUCAUCAGUUUGCGCUUGUUUAAUUUCUCAUGCGUGAUGCAGAGAUGUGUACUGCUAAUAUCGGUUUUGUGAGCUGUGGGUUUACUGACGUACGCUGUGCCAGAAAUAUUGCGUGGCUUUGAAUGUCA